AUGGCCCAGGCAGGGGGAGUCGUGCGCUUCCGCCCCGAAGGAGACUGCGCUGUGUCGCCCCCGCGGUUCACCCGCAACCUGGAUCGGAGACCCUGGCUGCCUGCCACCAAAAGCAUGGAGUCCACUGCCUCCAGCCCACAGCGCUGCCUCACGCCCAAUCUCAGCACGGGCAGGAUCCAGUUACUGCGCAAGAGCCUGGCUCCCGAGGCCCGGCGGUGUCAGCUGGGCAUGUAUAACAGCACUGGCUCCUUAAUCCGGAAGGCACCAGACGCUGGCCCCUUUGGCAACGGCAACUGCCCAAGCUCUGGGCGGGUGACAGCACCGUGCACCCCGCUGAGAAGCAGGCAAAGCUCCUUGCUGUCCUCUCCGGGCAGCCGCAGCCCGCUGGUGGCCCCGGCGCCCGAGGGGCAGAGCUCUGUGGUGACGUUCCGCUUCAUCGAAAAGGCCAGCGUGAAAACCCUCAAUGGUCUCCCAUCGGGUGAGCCCAGGAGGGAGAAUGGGCCAAGUCCCCACGGCCUGAGCCGCAGCUUGGAGUUCGGGGAAGCCAUCCGCUGCGGUUCCAGCAAAGAGGGGAGCUCCUGCCCUGCCAUGCAAAGCCAGCCUUCCCCAGGCACCAGGCAGGGCAUAAGUGAGAGCCUGCGGCUGACAGCCCGGCCGUCCACGUGUGGCUCUGUGAGGGGGCCUCCUGGAGGCAGGUGCCCCCAACCCGCCCAGAACAGCCCGUUCCAGGAGCACCUCAGUCGGAAGCUGAAGCUGGAGGUCUCUGCCUCAGAUCCAUUCCUGGCCGGUAGCCGUUCUCCUGUGGGCAAGCAGCCCUCUCUGAGUCCUGGCAACGGAAGGGCAGCAGGGCUGCCCCAUGCUCUGAACACCAACUGCCUCUUCAGCUCCCUCUCCAAUGGGCUGGGGACACCAUCCGAGCACAUCUCAGCGCUCCUGCGCAACCCCUUGGGCAUGGAGCCCCAUGACCAGGGGGGCUCGUGGGCAUGUUCCCGGGAGAGCUCAGCCCAUGCCCAGCGCAUUGCCAAGGCCAAGUGGGAAUUCUUCUAUGGCUCACUGGACUCUCCGGGGACAGGCACCUCCCCCCAGACACCUCUUGAGUCUCCGUCACUGGCAAAGCCCCUGCAGAAGCCCAGCCACCAGCUGCCACCAGAAUCAGAGAAACCAAUGGCGGAGCGCAGCUUGUGUCACGUCGAGGUGGAAAUAGAGAUGGCUCCUGCAGGCAGUAAGAAGCCAGGAUCCUGUGAAACUGGCAUCAUAAGGAGGACGGUGAAGUAUUCAGAGACGGAUCUGGACUCAGUGCCGCUGCGAUGCUAUCGCGAGACCAAUAUUGAUGAUAUCCUGGCUGAGAAGGAUGAAGGGGAUUCGGCCAUCGAGAGCCAGAAGGACAGCGAGAGCAAUCCGAGUGUCACGGGAACCUUGGGGAGAAGGAACAGCGUGCCAGAGGACCCCUUUCCCCAGCGCAGGGGAGAGCAGGACGGGAAGUGUCUGAGGAACAGGAUGCAGGGCGAAGAGAUGGACGAGGAUGACGAGGUGUUUGAGGCAACGAGGCAGGAGAACAGGGGCAGGAUCAUGGACAGAGAUGAACAGGGCCUGCUCAAGUCGCCAGUGCCCUUCCUCCUGGGACACAGCCUCUCCAAGGAUGGGAUGGACUCUUUCAGCAAGCAUUUCGAGAGCAUCAUGGAGUCCCAUCGAGCCAAGGGGACGUCCUACACCAGCCUAGAUUCCAUUGAUGUUCUCUCCUCCCCAGCCCGUACCCGUGGUACCUAUUUCACCUUUGACCUCCCAACCCUCACCCCGGAAAUACAGGACCAGAUCCGAGACAGCGCCAAGCUGAUUGAGCAGAAUUUUGCCCCUCUGGCCCACCUGGAGCCAGAUUCUGGAACCAGCUCUGCCACUGAUGCCCCCUGGACCGAGAGGGAAGAGGAGCAGGGGAGAAGGGGGAAGAAUGGCUUUCACAGCCCCUGCCGCUCGGAGGACAGCUUUGGACUGCCCCUGACCUCCAUCGUAAGUGACCAUCCUCUGAGUCAGCUGGUCUCGGACUCGGACUCUGAGAUGGACAGCACGGAGCAGCUGGCACUGGGCAGCACAGACACGCUGUCCAAUGGGCACAAGGCUGACCUUGAGGCUGCCAAGCGCCUGGCAAAGAGGCUCUACAACCUGGAUGGAUUCAAAAAAGCAGACGUGGCUCGCCAUUUGGGGAAGAAUAAUGAGUUCAGUAAGAUGGUGGCUGGGGAAUAUCUGAAAUUCUUCGUGUUCACUGGGAUGAGUCUGGACCAGGCUCUCAGGUCCUUUCUGAAGGAGCUGGCCCUGAUGGGGGAGACUCAGGAGAGAGAGCGAGUCCUGGCUCAUUUUUCACAACGCUAUUAUCAGUGCAACCCCAAUGCUGUCUCCUCUGAGGACGGAGUCCACACGCUGACCUGUGCCCUGAUGCUCUUAAACACAGACCUCCAUGGGCAUAACAUCGGGAAGAGAAUGUCCUGCUCUGACUUCAUUGGGAACCUGGAAGGCCUCAACGGAGGGAGUGAUUUCCCCAAGGAGCUGCUCAAGGCUCUGUACAGCUCCAUCAAGAAUGAGAAGUUGCAGUGGGCCAUUGAUGAGGAGGAGCUGAGGAAGUCCCUCUCUGAGCUGGCCGACCCCAACCCCAAAUCCAUCAAGCGCAUCAGCAGCUGCAGUAACCCUUUCCUGGACUUCUCGCAGGACCCCAGCAUCGCCACCUACAAGUACGGCCUGCUGGUGCGCAAGAGCCAUGCGGACUCCGACUGCAAGAAGACCCCCAGAGGAAAGAGAGGCUGGAAGACUUUCCACGCCAUCCUGAAGGGAAUGAUCCUCUAUCUGCAGAAGGAGGAAUAUAAGCCCGGGAAGCCCCUGGCAGAGGAAGAGCUGAAGAACGCCAUCAGCAUCCACCACGCACUAGCUACGCGAGCAUCCGACUACAGCAAGAGACCGAACGUCUUCUACCUCAGGACAGCCGAGUGGCGGGUCUUCCUGUUCCAGGCCCAGAAUACAGAACAGAUGCACUCCUGGAUCACACGCAUCAAUGUGGUGGCAGCCAUGUUCUCUGCUCCCCCAUUCCCCGCAGCCAUCGGGUCCCAGAAGAAGUUCAGCCGGCCCCUGCUGCCCAGCUCUACCACCAGGCUGUCCCAGGAGGAGCAGGUGAAGAGCCAUGAGUCCAAGUUCAAGGCCAUGUCGGCAGAGCUGGUGGAGCAUCGCUCCUCGCUGCCUGAGAAGAAGGUGAAGGGCAAGGAGUAUGAGGAACUGAAGCAGAAGGAGGAGUACUUGGAGUUCGAGAAAACACGCUAUGGCACCUAUGCCAUGCUGCUGCGUGCCAAGCUGAAAGCCGGCUCUGAGGACCUGGCGGCCUUCGAGGCCACACUGUUCGAUGCGGCCAUCAGCGAGGAGGACAGCCUCAAAAAAUCCCGCUCCAGCCCCUCCCUCAACCUGGAGCUACCUAGCACGGGCACCAAGGUCAAGCGCAACGUCUCGGAGCGCAGCAGCCGCCAGCCCGCCAGCAACGUGCAGAAAUCCUAG
Molecule: messenger RNA, 3528 nt
Organism: Emys orbicularis (European pond turtle)
Lineage: Eukaryota; Metazoa; Chordata; Testudines; Emydidae
Gene: PSD
Product: pleckstrin and Sec7 domain containing
Exons: 16
Coding region: 1-3528 (1175 amino acids)
Biological process (GO): regulation of ARF protein signal transduction
Molecular function (GO): guanyl-nucleotide exchange factor activity
Source: RefSeq, a predicted model, not a curated record